Molecule: messenger RNA, 897 nt
Organism: Erinaceus europaeus (western European hedgehog)
Lineage: Eukaryota; Metazoa; Chordata; Mammalia; Eulipotyphla; Erinaceidae
Product: apolipoprotein R-like
Exons: 4
Coding region: 97-699 (200 amino acids)
Source: RefSeq, a predicted model, not a curated record
CUGGGUUGCAGAACCACUCGAACGGAGCCCAGAGAGCAUCCUGCAUCUUCACUGAGGAGUGUGAGCGGCUGACCCGAGGUGGACCCCGACGGAGCCAUGGCCCCCCAGCCUCGAGUGCUCUGGCUCCUUGGGGCCUCAGCCCUGCUGCUCUGCCCUCUUGUGCAGUGUGGUGAGAGCGCUCUGAGGACUGAUAACCCUCGCCCUCCGCUGCCCCCAGACUGCAGAGUGUUUCCCCACAUCAAGCACGGCUCCAGCGAGGAUGUGAGCUCCUUCUUUUCCUUCAGCACCGUGGUGCACUACAGCUGUGAGGACGGCUACACUCUGGUGGGGGAGGCCGAGAUCUCCUGCAGGAACGCACAGUGGUCGGCCGAGGCCCCCCAGUGCAGAGCUCUGUGCCCAAAGCCUGACGUAGCAAAUGGAGAGCUUUCCUGGGACAAAGAGCAGUACCUGGAGCUGGAGACCGUCAUUGUGCAGUGUGGCUGCGGCUACGGGCUGCUUGGCCCCCAGAGCAUCACCUGCUCGGAGAAUGGAACCUGGUCCCCGGAGGUGCCCAAGUGUGAGUGGAAAGUGCCCACGGGCUGCGAGCAGGUGCUGGCCGGCCAGAAGCUCCUGCAGUGUCUCGGGGACCCCGAGGCGGCCAGGCUGGCCCUGGAGGUGUACAAGCUGGCCCUGGAGAUCCGGCGGCUGGAGGAAGCCUAGUCCCGAACCCGUCCUCCUCUGGGAGAACCGCACGCUCCUCUCCUUGGCAGCUCCACCGAGCCCGAAAGGCCCCGCUUGCCGAGGCUGCUUGUUCUCAAGCAUCCCUCUGAGAUCAGGCGCCUGGCCUUUGUGGCUAGCUCGGUGGGAGGGGCUUCCCGGGCCCCGGGAAGCAGCAGUAAACUCGCGCACCUGUCCAAA